UCGUGAGAUGAAUCGAAUGGGAAUGUUCGUAGAUAUUUCUCACGUCUCGGCAAAAACAAUGCACGAUGUUCUUGACGUGUCUACUGCACCAGUGAUUUUCAGUCAUUCCUCGGCGUACGCCCUGUGCAACAGUUCUAGAAAUGUACCAGAUGACGUCCUGGAGAAAAUGCCCAAAAAUGGUGGCGUUGUCAUGGUGAACUUUUACAACUGGUUCGUGACUUGUAAACCAAAUGCGACUUUGAAUGACGUUGCAGACCACUUCGAUCACAUCAAGAAAGUGGCAGGAAUUGACUAUGUGGGACUUGGAGGUGACUACGAUGGUGUGCCCAGCGUACCGACUGGWCURGAAGAUGUGUCCAAGUACCCUGAUCUACUGGAAGAGCUUCUCCGACGUGGUUACAGUGAUGARGACAUCAGGAAAAUUGCGGGCUUAAACUUGCUUCGAGCCAUGAAGAAGAUGGAACAGGUUGCCAAGGAAACGCAAUCACGUGUCAARCCCUACGAUAAYUUCAUAGCAGUGAACAAGACAUGCAGACCUUUGUUUAGCUUUCCUUACUAAAKAUYUAAUUWUAACUGCUGGCUAURAUUAUACAGUAUUUGGUAUAUUAUAUMAUUUUACAGUAUUUUUAUACCUUGUGAAAAUUGAAAUUGAAAUUGUGCGUGGUAGCCGGGACUUCCCAUUCUUUUAAUCUCAAAAAAAUACCAGAUACAUAGAUGCGCGGCCGGACUUUUGCAGCUUCAUUUUUACUGAUGCAAUAUGKCAGAUAAAAAUUCUAAUUAAAAAGAGCAUCUAAAAAA
Messenger RNA from Exaiptasia diaphana, 798 nucleotides. RefSeq names its product dipeptidase 1. Lineage: Eukaryota; Metazoa; Cnidaria; Anthozoa; Actiniaria; Aiptasiidae. The record is from RefSeq and is a predicted model, not a curated record. Bases 8 to 559 code for a protein of 183 amino acids. The transcript has 6 exons. Gene Ontology annotation, molecular function: metallodipeptidase activity. Gene Ontology annotation, biological process: proteolysis.